Messenger RNA from Elgaria multicarinata webbii, 2802 nucleotides. RefSeq names its product lactamase beta (gene LACTB). Gene Ontology annotation, cellular component: mitochondrion. The record is from RefSeq and is a predicted model, not a curated record. Gene Ontology annotation, biological process: proteolysis; regulation of lipid metabolic process. The coding region runs from base 53 to 1669 and encodes 538 amino acids. Lineage: Eukaryota; Metazoa; Chordata; Lepidosauria; Squamata; Anguidae. Gene Ontology annotation, molecular function: peptidase activity. The transcript has 6 exons.
GCAACGCCGGCCUAGGCCUGAGCCUGGCAAGCGAGGUCCUCCCAGCGGGGCGAUGCUGCGGGGCCUAACAGCGCUGCGGAGAGUCUCGGGGCUUCACCGCUGCUCCUCCUUGAGUCGCCCAUGGAGUGGCGGAAAUCCCGGGACCCAGUCGGGCCCACCUCCUCGGCAGCGCUGCUGGCGGCUGGGCAUGGGGCUCGGCCUGGCUUUGUCGGCAGCGGCGGCGACCAUGAUGAUGACGGCCGCCGCUGAGGAGGAGGAGGAGCGGGGCAACGACGGAGAGCAGCCGCCGCGAGAAGAGGGCUUCAGCCGGGCCGUGACCAGCAGCAGGGACCUUCUCCAGCGGGUGAAGGAUGAAGUGGGAGCCCCUGGAAUAGUAAUCGGAGUUUCUGUAGAUGGAAAAGAAGUAUGGUUGGAAGGCAUGGGUUAUGCUGAUGUGGAGAACCGUGUGCUUUGCAAGCCAGAGACUGUUCUACGAAUUGCUAGCAUUAGCAAAUCUCUGACUAUGGUCGCUGUUGCAAAGCUGUGGGAAGAAGGAAAGCUGGAUUUAGAUGCUCCAGUGCAGAAGUAUGUUCCGGAAUUUCCUGAAAAGGAAUAUGAAGGCAAAAAGGUCACUGUCACGACAAGACAGCUUGCUUCACAUUUAAGUGGAAUUCGCCACUAUGACAAAGAUAUUAACAAAGUAAAGGAAGAGAAAGAAAAAGCUAACAGAGCCAUAAAAGUUGCAAAAGAUACCGCGAAAUCUGCCCCCAGAGAGAAGGAAGACAAAGGCUCUGAAAAGAAUGACUUGACUAAAGCUAAGCCAGAACACGAAAGCAAAAAUUCCAAAAGUGGAAGGAAAAAAAAGGAGUUUGAACAUGAGGAGUAUUAUUUGAAAGACAAAUAUGACAGUGUGAUUGAUUCACUGAAUAUAUUUAAAGAUGAUCCUUUGUUCUUUAAGCCAGGCAGUCAGUUUUUGUAUUCGACCUAUGGAUUCACUCUUCUGAGUGCUGUCGUGGAGAGAGCUUCGGGUCAUAAAUUCACAGACUACAUGCGGAAAAUAUUUUGUGACCUGGAUAUGUUGACCACAGGACUAGAUGAAAAUGAGCCACUGAUAUACAACAGAGCGAGGUAUUACAUUCACAACAAAAAAGGUCGUCUGGUCAACGCACCCUAUGUGGACAACUCCAACAAGUGGGCUGGUGGCGGUUUCCAGUCCACAGUGGGAGACCUUCUGAAGUUUGGGAACGCCAUGCUGUAUGGCUAUCAACUUGGGCAGUUGAAAAAGCUUGCCCCCGGACUCCUGCCCGGCUAUCUCAAGCCCAGCACGGUAGCAAUGCUGUGGGCAGCAGUCCCAAGCACACAGGCAGCCUGGCAUACUGAUAUGAAAUAUGGGAUGGCGUGGUUUGUUGUGGAGAAGAAGCAGGAAUGGGGCUUCUGCAGGCCGCAGCGACACUACGCCACCCACACAGGAGGAGCUGUGGGUGCAAGCAGUGUCCUCCUCAUUCUGCCUGAAGAACCAGACUCUGAGGCAGCACAGGGUGGCUCACUGAUGCCACCGCGGGGUGUGGUGGUCUCCAUUAUUUGUAACAUGCAGUCGGUUUCUCUUAACGGCACUGCCUUAAAGAUUGCAAUGGAAUUCGAAAAGGACAAGUUAGCACAAUACGCUGAUAAAAACAGCUUGCAGAAUUAAGCACGGUACCAAAAGUACCCUCUUGCCAAGUAGGGCUACCAUCCUACGUUGAUCGCGCUGCAUUAGAACAUGCCACUCAGGGAAGCAGCUGUAUGGGUCCAACGGCCCCUCCUUAAAGGGAGAAAAGUAUUUUGUAAAGGUACUCCAAUGAAAGUUGCCAAAAGCGCUAGUGGCGCUUCCUUUUGCUACCUGGAGCCAAACCUACAUGCCAAUCAAAUCUCUUGGGUUUUUUCUUGAAAAUUCAGUAACAUGGAGAUGUGCAAAACAAGUGUCAACCUCGGAAGCUUUGCAUGUGAGGCCGGACCUGCAUGUGCUUUUUAGCAGAGGCUCUUCACUUUCAAAAUAGUCGCUGAAAAAUUGAUAGUAAUGGUGAAAGCACAGGGACAAACAUCACAGACAUCCUUUGGGCCGUUGCAGUCUAUUGCCAUCACAGCACUGAGGAGGAACAGCAGCCCGUUCACGCAGUAGUUUGAUACUACUACCCAUGGUCUUGCUUAGGAGUGGAGGGAGGCAGAAGGGAGUGAGUUGCCAAGGGUAGCUAUCUCCAUCAACUCCUUAGGAGCAGCCAAGGAAGACAUGGGUGAGUUAAUCCCCCCUCCUCGCAGGCUGUUUGCAGGGCUCAUUCCUCCAUGUUAGUCAUUUUGCCUGUCAGUGCAGAAAGCCACCAAAAUUAAUCCUGCAGUUAUGAUGGGAUUGACUUUCAGCAUAAGACUGGAUGCUCAUUAUGUAGCAUAUAAAUGCAUUUACAGUGUGAGUCUAUACAUGUCUGCUCAGAAGUGAAUCCCAUUGUGUUCAAAGUGACUUACUUGUGUCGCUGUUCUUAACAACUUGCUGACCAAGUAGUAUUUCUCUAGACUUAAGUCUCUAGUCUGGAAUUCCUUGAAAAGGUUCCCAACUUUGUCUGAGGAUCAUGGUACCAAAGUUACAGUUGGUUUCAGAAUUUGGCAGGCUUGUUGUAAAAGGAUUUACGCCUUUCCUAGGCGUAACUCACUGCCAACAUUGUGUAGUCUUUGGGAGAGGAUUUCACUGGCUCCCUGUUUAUCAAAAUUCCACCCCGUUCACUUUCUAACACUUCACUGCCAAUAUGAGUUUCCAAAGGCAGGGGACACAUCUUAAAGCUUUAAGACAGCCUU